This is a messenger RNA of Glycine soja, 808 nucleotides long. Its product is annotated as thiosulfate sulfurtransferase 18-like. Gene Ontology annotation, molecular function: catalytic activity. Lineage: Eukaryota; Viridiplantae; Streptophyta; Magnoliopsida; Fabales; Fabaceae. The record is from RefSeq and is a predicted model, not a curated record. The transcript is spliced from 5 exons. The coding region runs from base 116 to 565 and encodes 149 amino acids.
GUCAAAUCCACGUGCUGCCUACACAUAAAUACUACACAUUGUUGUGCUCAGCUUCUAUUCUCAAUUGAAGAACCCAUUUGCAUUCAGGCUUAGCUCGCUUACCACACCACACCAUAUGGCGGUUGCUGUAGCCAUGUUACCUCGUUGGUCGGUUUUUCUUCUUUUUCUGUUUGUCUUGUGUAUCUCAGGAGCAAAGGUUGUCACCAUUGAUGUACGUGCAGCCAAGAGUCUCAUCCAGACCGGUUCCAUUUAUCUUGAUGUUAGGACGGUGGAGGAGUUCAAGAAAGGGCAUGUGUAUGCAGAUAAUGUCCUUAACAUUCCAUACAUGUUGAAUACACCCAAGGGCAAGGUAAAGAAUGGAGACUUUCUGAAGGAGGUUUCAUCAGCUUGCAACAAAGAAGAUCAUCUCGUUGUGGGUUGUCAAAGUGGGGUGAGAUCUCUGUAUGCAACUGCUGAUCUUCUAUCUGAUGGUUUUAAGAAUGCGAAAGACAUGGGAGGAGGUUAUGUGGAUUGGGUUAAAAACAAGUUUCCAGUGAAUAUACCAGAGGCCAAAGAGGAGCUAUAAUAAGUAAUGGAUAGGAACAUUCAUAUUUCUUUCUAAAUGGUUUCAUCACGGAGAUACCACAUCCAUCCAUAUGUAUAUGUACUACUUCAGAGAGUUCAUUAGUUCUACUUACAAUACUUCAUUUCAAUCCCUGCGGCUAUGUUUCCAAUUAUAUUUGUAUCUAUUCCUCCAACUUACUAACUUACUACCAGGCAUAUGAUAAAUUCUACUGAUAUUAAUCGCCGUUUCUAAAUGGAAAAAAAA